GAAAGUUAAUAUCGCGAUGUGGGAAUUGGGAUUAGCAAGCUAGGUGUGACGGAGGGGAGGAUGUUUCCAGUGUCCUUGUUUAUUGUUGGUGUUGGAUGCUGCUCCUCCUCCUCCUGCUGCUGCUGCUGCAAUAUUCGAGUUUUUCAUUUUGACACGAACACUAGCAGGGCAAUCAACAGCUAACACGCUAUGUUACAGUCGGAUUCUUCUGCUUCGGUUUCUACUAAAUCCGGUUCUGAUGAAGACGACAACCUCAUUGCUUUGGCUCGACAACAACUUCAAUCAAAUCCUCAGACUCCUCUCUCAUGGCCUUCAAAUGGAAAUCUGACGCUAGAUUGGGUCCUAGACCUUAUAUCCACAUUUGAUUGGUCUUCCAGAAAUCUGCCCCCUUCCGAUUUCUCUUCUGUAUUGCCUGUUCCGGUUUUCGACCAAUUUAUUCUUUUGGCGUCAAAGAUACUCCACAAGGAACCGAAUUGUGUUAACAUUGAUGGGUGCGCGCCGGAUUCCAGUGUCGUUGUGGUGGGUGAUGUUCAUGGUCAGCUGCACGAUGUGAUUUUCCUUUUUGAAAAUGCUGGAUUUCCCUCCGAGAAAAGGUUUUUCGUGUUUAAUGGAGAUUAUGUUGAUAGAGGGGCGUGGGGGCUUGAAACGUUUCUUUUGUUGUUGGCUUGGAAAAUCUUUUUGCCACAUAGAGUAUUUCUUCUACGAGGAAAUCAUGAAUCCAAAUACUGUACAUCUGUUUAUGGUUUUGAACAAGAGGUAAUGGUGAAAUAUGGAGAUCAAGGAAAGCAUGUGUACAGGAAAUGCCUAGGAUGCUUUGAAGGGCUUCCGUUGGCCUCUAUUAUUGCUGGACGUGUAUAUACAGCUCAUGGUGGACUUUUCCGCAGCAUGCCUGUCGCCUCAUCAAAGAGGGCCAAAGGGAAGAAAGGUCGUAGAACGGUUUUCAAACCGGAUAUUGAAUAUCUCUCACUUGGUUCUUUGGAGGAGUUAUCUAAAGCGAGAAGAUCAGUUCUUGAUCCUCCUUGGCAAGGCUUGAACUUGAUACCUGGUGAUGUGCUAUGGUCAGAUCCAUCAAUGAACCCUGGUCUUUCUCCAAAUAAAGAGAGAGGCAUUGGUCUGUUAUGGGGUCCUGACUGUACCGAGGAGUUCUUGAAAAAGUAUCAACUAAAGUUGAUUAUUAGAUCACAUGAAGGGCCUGAUGCUAGGGAAAAACGGUCCGGUCUUUCGGGAAUGCAAGAAGGAUAUACAAUUGAUCAUGUAGUACAGUCUGGGAAGCUGAUUACACUUUUCAGUGCUCCCGAUUACCCACAAUUCCAGGCUACAGAAGAGAGGUAUAAUAACAAGGGGGCGUACAUUGUGUUAGAACCCCCCUAUUUUGAUGACCCAGUUUUUCAUAGUUUCGUAGCCGUAUUGCCUAGGCCAAAGGCAAAUGCUUUCUAUAAUUACGAGGAUGUGAUUGAUUCAGAUGAAGAACUGGAUUUAGCAUCAAUGUGAGUGCUUCCUGACGGGUCACCUUCACAUGUAAUUUAAAGGAAAUGUAUUCUUUGUAAUUCGUAUGUAUUUAUAUACUGUCUUUGCACGUUCAAUAGUUGUGCACAGUGCACACUUUUUGUGUUUCUCCCCUUUCUUACCUUCUUUGAUUAUUCUUCAAAUAUAGAGAGCAUGUUAAAUUUAUCAAAGCGAGUAUGUUCUGAAAUUCCUUUUUGGAAAUGGAUUAUAUUCUUUUUCUUAA
Molecule: messenger RNA, 1729 nt
Organism: Nelumbo nucifera (sacred lotus)
Lineage: Eukaryota; Viridiplantae; Streptophyta; Magnoliopsida; Proteales; Nelumbonaceae
Gene: PP7
Product: serine/threonine phosphatase 7
Molecular function (GO): hydrolase activity
Source: RefSeq, a predicted model, not a curated record